Molecule: messenger RNA, 1477 nt
Organism: Tribolium madens (black flour beetle)
Lineage: Eukaryota; Metazoa; Arthropoda; Insecta; Coleoptera; Tenebrionidae
Product: probable protein phosphatase 2C T23F11.1
Exons: 3
Coding region: 211-1155 (314 amino acids)
Biological process (GO): protein dephosphorylation
Molecular function (GO): cation binding; protein serine/threonine phosphatase activity
Source: RefSeq, a predicted model, not a curated record
ACUCAGUACCAUUCUCGACAUUCAAACGUCAAAUACCUCUUUUUCGAAGAGUUCGUAGUUGGAUUAACCUAAAUAUUGCGUUCCAUAUCUCGUGACACACAACAAUAAAAAAGUCGUGUUAAUUAACGUACGAAAAAUAUGCUAUUUGAUUUAGCACAAGUAUGCUAAAUAAAACUCAUCCAAAGAGCAGAGUUCAAUUUUGAGAGCACUAUGGGUCAAACUUUGUCAGAACCAGUGACUGCCAAAAAUACAGCAUGCUGCCAAAACGCCAAUUUCCAAGUGGGCUCAAGUUCAAUGCAAGGAUGGCGUAUCAACAUGGAGGACUCCCAUACGCACAUCCUAUCCUUGCCUGAUGACCCCGACGCUGCGUUUUUCGCAGUUUACGACGGCCACGGGGGCUCCAAAAUCUCUGAAUAUGCCGGCAAACACCUCCACAAAUUCAUAACAAACCGAGAGGAAUACAAGAACGGUCAGAUUGAAGAGGGCAUGAAACAGGCCUUUUUGGAAAUUGAUAGAGUCAUGCUUGAGGAUGAAUCAUUAAGAAACGAGCAAUCAGGCUCUACAGCGGUCACUAUUAUUAUCAAAAAUAAUAAUUUGUACUGUGCAAAUGUGGGGGACUCCAGAGCCGUUGCUAGUAUUGGAGGAAAAGCAGAGCCCCUUUCUAACGAUCACAAGCCUAACAAUAAGGAGGAAUAUGACAGGAUAAUAGCAGCAGGAGGCUGGGUUGAUUUCAAUAGAGUUAAUGGGAAUUUAGCCCUUUCGAGGGCACUCGGCGAUUUUAUUUUCAAAAGAAACGAGGAUAAACGCCAGGAGGAACAAAUCGUUACAGCCUAUCCGGAGGUCCAGUCGUACGAGAUAACCCCCGAUUGGGAGUUUGUGGUGGUGGCCUGUGAUGGUAUCUGGGAUGUGAUGAGUAACGAAGAGGUGGUUUCGUUUGUAAGAACCCGAAUAGCGUCAGGAAUGGAACCGGAAGAGAUAUGUGAAAACCUAAUGAUGAUUUGUUUAGCACCCGAUUGUCAAAUGGCAGGUCUAGGUUGUGAUAAUAUGACUGUUGUUAUUAUUGGACUAUUACAAGGUGAAACGUAUGAACAGCUCUCGACAAAAUGUGCUAGAACUUAUAUUUCGGAUGAUAAGGAAGAAAAUUUCCUCCUGUGAACAAUGUGCAGAUUAUAAUUUUUAAAUGUAUUUUUAAUAUGUAAAUAAACUUGUAAAUAAUUAUAUCGUCUAGGACAUGUUUUCUUUGGUUUAUUAGUUAGAUAAGGUUGAGUAGGUUUGUGAUAGUGAUUUCUACCAAAUUUCAUGUUUUUUUAGAAGACUGUUAUGUAGUUAGAGGAGUAUAGAUAGAAAUUAUAAUUAGAUCAGCACCGAAUUAUUUUUAACAGUCACAUUUGAGUAGGUUUAGUGCCAAUUAAAUAAAGUUUUUUGUUGAAGGUUGAUUGUAAGUGCAACAUAUGGAAUAAAUCUUUAUUAUCAUUAA